Cannabis sativa is the source of this 2557-nucleotide messenger RNA. RefSeq names its product probable L-type lectin-domain containing receptor kinase VI.1. NCBI's taxonomy places the organism in Eukaryota, Viridiplantae, Streptophyta, Magnoliopsida, Rosales, Cannabaceae. Gene Ontology annotation, molecular function: ATP binding; protein kinase activity; carbohydrate binding. Gene Ontology annotation, cellular component: plasma membrane. The transcript has a single exon. Gene Ontology annotation, biological process: protein phosphorylation. The coding region runs from base 258 to 2285 and encodes 675 amino acids. The record is from RefSeq and is a predicted model, not a curated record.
AAGAUAAUUUAAAUAGAUAUAACCUGAAUGAAUAUGAAAAAAAAUUAGAUUAAAAAAUUAUUUUAGAUGCCGAAACAAAUUAAGAGUGUUAAGGUGUUAAGAGUGCAUUAGUACAUUCCUUUUAAGGACGCGUAAGUUUUAAAACUCUCAAAGUUGGAGCCAAUAUUUUCUACAUAAAUUUUCUUCAAACUUUGACCAUUACACAACACGGCACUUUAAAUAUCAUUCUUUUCUUCCUAUUCAUACAAAAUUCCCAAAUGACAAUGGCAACCCAAUUUUCACUCGCCUUCCUAAUAUUCUCAUCUCUAAUCGUCUCUGCUCAGCCUCAAGAUUUAAACUUUGUCUUCCAUGGAUUCAAAGGAAACGAAACCGAUCUCAAAAGAGAAGGAGGUUCCAUCAUCAAAAACAAUGGUGAACUCAGACUCACAAACCGAUCACAGAACGUCAUCGGCCAUUCAUUCUAUUCAAAACCCAUUCAAAUGUUUAAUCCCAACUCUUCUUCUUACCCAAACGUCUCUUCUUUCAGUACCCAUUUCGUCUUCGCCAUUGUCAACCGGGGUUCCGACCCAGGUGGGUACGGUCUCGCUUUCACCAUUGCUCCAAAGACCCGAUUCCCUGGAGCUGAAGCAGGCCACUUUCUCGGCCUUUUCAACUCCAGAAACGAUAAUGACUCAACCAACCAUGUAUUCGCCGUCGAAUUCGAUACAGUUAAUGGGUACAACCAACUCACUGACACGAGUGGAAACCAUGUCGGAAUCAACAAAAAUGGGAUGGAUUCUUUGACUUCUAAACCGGCGGCUUACCAUUCAGGAGGAAGUGAUGAAGAGGUUGAUUUAGAGAGCGGAGAUCCGAUUCAAGCGUGGAUUGAUUACGAUGGUAAAACUGGUUUGGUUAAUGUAACAGUUGGACCUGAAUCUUUAGACAAGAAACCGAGCCAACCCCUUAUGUCUCACUGGAUAAACUUAACAGAGGUUUUUUUGCCAAAUAUGUAUGUUGGGUUUUCUUCAUCGACGGGAAUGAAAUCCAGUUCUCAUUACGUUUUGGGUUGGAGUUUCUCCUUAAACGGUGAAGCUCCGCCAUUAAAUCUCUCCUUACUUCCAAAACCCCCAAAAGAGAACACACCCAGUUCUUUAAAAACAAGUACCGUUGUUCUAAUCGCCGUUCUGUCUACUCUGGUUCUGACCCUUUUGGGGGUUCUCUUCAUACUCACACUUUACAAAAGAAUUAUGCCAUUUGAGCGUCUUGAAGAUUGGGAAUUGGAUUGUCCACACAGGUUUCGAUAUAAAGAUCUUUACUUGGCAACAAAAGGUUUUAAAGAAACAGAGAUCGUCGGAGUUGGUGGUUUCGGCGCCGUUUUCAGAGGUGUUAUACCGACGACCGGAGUUGAAAUCGCCGUUAAAAAGAUCACGAGAAGUUCUAAAGAGGGUAUGAAAGAAUUCGCAGCUGAGAUUGAAAGUUUGGGAAGAUUAAGGCAUAAGAAUUUGGUUAAUCUUCAAGGUUGGUGUAAAAAAAAGAACAAUCUUUUAAUCGUCUACGAUUACAUCCCAUACGGUAGCCUAGACUCGCUUAUAUUUCACCCCAAAGACGACGUCGUUUUGGGUUGGGAACAAAGGUUUAACAUCAUCAAAGGUGUUGCUUCUGGGCUUUUGUAUCUUCAUGAAGAGUGGGAACAAGUUGUGAUUCAUAGAGAUGUGAAAUCGAGUAAUGUUUUAAUCGAUUUAGAUAUGAAUCCAAGGCUUGGUGAUUUUGGUUUAGCAAGGAUUCAUGAUCAUGGUGAGUUGUCUCACACCACUGGUGUUGUUGGCACGAUUGGGUAUAUAGCUCCUGAGUUGGCUCGUGUUGGAAGGGCUUCGACUUCUACUGAUGUUUUUGCUUAUGGGGCUUUGCUUCUUGAAGUUGCUACUGGGAAAAGGCCUAUUGGGUCUGGUCAUUUUGUGCUUGUGGAUUGGGUUAUGGAGUGUUUUGAAAAGAGCCGUUUGCUUGAUGUUGUGGAUCAGAAAUUGGGCUUGGAGUUUGUUGUUAAAGAGAUGGAGUUGGUUCUUAAGUUGGGCUUGCUUUGUUCUCAUUAUAGGCCCGAAUGUCGGCCCAAUAUGAGGCAAGUGAUUAGGUACUUGAAUUGGGAAGAAGAGCUUCCUAUGAUUGAGAAUUGGGGUGUGUUUGAUUCUGGACGUAAGAGUGAAUUAGAUUCAAAGUUUAUGCAAGGAAUUUCUAAUGAUAAAAUUAGAUCAUACAGGUCUUCAUCUCUUGGUGCUAUCUCUUACAGUUCUUUCGAUGCCGGUAGAUAAAUAAUAAUAAUAAUAAUAAUAAAAAAGAAAAUGGUUCGUACAUUGUUGCUAUAUUUAUUCUCUUUUUAACUUAAAUUCUUUCUCGUGAAAAUUCUUUUCUUUCUUCCAUACCAUAAAGUCUUUUUUUGUUAGAUAGAUUUAUAUCGUAACAGUGUUGUUCAGAUGUUACAUGAAUACGAUUAAUUGAUGUUAAUAACACCAUAUGAAAAGUUGUACCACACCAUCUCCAUACUGUAUUAUUAAUAAUAACUUCGAUGACAUUUUUUGGGAUA